CGUGUUUGUAAAAGGUUUAAAAGACGCGUAUAAGUUUAGUCUGCAACUGCAAGCCUGCAUGCCAUCAGUUUUUUUUUUAGUUUUUUUUUUGUCAUUUGGGUUUGGAAUUUGAUAGGAUAGGAGUUUUUUAUAUCAUCAAUUGAUGUGGCGAUCAUUAGUUUCUUCCACGAAGACAUAUUCAACUGCAUCCAAAUUCAAAGAGAAACCAAAUGCAUCCGAGGUUUUGACAAGAUAUUUGCUUCAACGAAAUCUUCCUCCUUGGACUUCUUAUUUCGUAAAAUACAACGACAUUAUCAAUGACCAAAGAGGAUUCUCUCAUUUCAACUGGGCUGUGAAAGACAAGAAUUAUCACAUUCUUCGCACUGGUUGUUAUCCAUACAUAAAAUACCAUUGUACCUGUCGCCCCCAUGAAGAUUUGUCAGCUGAAGACAGUUUGUUCAGGAUCAUCAAGAUCAUGAAUUUAGGUCUUCCUUGUCUUGCAUAUGGAAUAGCGGCAGAAUUCCUUAUAUCUCAUAGGGAAAUUGUAGAAACAUCCAAAGGUAGAGUCCCCAUUCACUUUCUAUAUAAAGAAGAUAUUGGAGCACACUUCUAAUGAUGGAUUUAGUGAUUGUUCGUGUUAUCAGAGGGGAGAAUUUUCCUUCAAACGAAGGAGAGCUUAGAUUUAAAGUCUUUUGGGGGGAUGAUGAAGCUAUUAUGGAGCCAGUGUGUUGUGCAAAAAAUGUAGUUAUUAAUCAAGAAGUGGCUUUCCUUACGUCAGAACUUGAUGAAAGAAUUUCAAACAUGGAAAAUGUAUCACUUUUGUGUACACAUGUCUCUUCAGAUGGUACGCUAUUUGAUUUUGAUCCAAUUGAUUUGUCAUUUUAUAUAAAAUCCAAAUCAAGUGAAAAGUGGUACAAAUGCACCUCCAGCAGCAUUUCGUCUGUGAAAGAACCUUCUCUCUUUAUAUCAAUUUUUGGUGAGUCUAACGAAGAGGCUAUACCAAAAGAAGUUUUGGCAACGAAUCAAAGAGAUCGGCUUAAACUUGUGACACCAAAAACUGAAGCUUCAAAAGAGAGACAGCUGAGACCAGUUCUAAUCAAUGACGAAUAUUUCCUUAUACAAGACCCAAACGACACCAGUGAGCAGAUUCUCUUUAAUAUGUCGGUGACUAUAUCAUUUGCCGAAAACCUUCUCUACUUGUUCCCCUCGAAGAGCCUGUGGCCGUCAGAAAACAUCCCAUUCGAGUUCCGGUUUAGUUUGUUUGGAAGCCCUAUUUGCUUUCAGCCGUUCAACUGUUUACGGAACCUUACCGAAAUUGGAGAGAGAGCAACUGCUAAAUUAAAGGGUUCGCCAGAGUGUAUUUUACGCUUUUUGAAACAGUCCAUGCAAGCGUUGAGUAUAAUGCUUUUCUGCGAAGAAAUUCCAAUUGCUGAAGCCACCAUACCUAUCAAAGAGCGCAUUGAACAUUAUCAGUUAGAACGCCGGAUCUUGGAAAAACUACACCUUGAACCGAUAAACAUUUCGGGAAUUUUUCCCAUAAGCUCACUGUUGGAAGUGGAUUUGAAUGAAAUGAAUUCGGGUUUUACAACGCCGCAAAUUGGUGUAGUGGUUACAUUGUCUGAAGCUGAGCCAAAAACUGCAACACAACCAGCCAACCAAACUAAUACAGCUCCCACACCUCCUAGCAUCCAGUCAUCUAUUGUUUCAUCAGAAACUGUGAAAACGUGCUCAGAAAAGGUCAGGAUCUCUUCUAAGAAGCACCGUCGUAGUCAAGGAAAAACUCAAGAAACUGAAGAAAGCCUAGUUUAUGCUGCAGCAUUGGAACUUGAAGUUUGGAAAGAAGAGCAAAAGCUACUGGAGAAGGAAAGGCAAGAACGCACAAGAGCUUCCUACUUGGAGCUUUUAAACAGCGAAUAUCGACGACAAACAGCUAUUAAAGAAGCCGCCUUUCAACGACGAGUGCAUCAUGUCGAAGAACUUGAAAAACAACUAGAAAAUGCCAUUCAGAAUACGCGUCAAGUCGAACUGGAUCUACAACAGGAAAAAGAACAAUUGAACAAGCAACGAACUAAACUGGCUCGAGAAAAGAGUGCAGUUGCCUCGGAGGUUGAGCGAGUGACGCAGAGCCUUACAACGAAACAUAAAUUUGAACUAGAAGCAGAGAAAAGGCGACAUACUGACAUUGUCACGGAUCUGCGCCGUAAGCUCAAGAUUCAACAACAAAAAUCCUCCGACGACUCUACACGGAUCAGCGACUUAGAACAAGAAUUGAACAGUUUGAGGCAAACCAAAAAGUAAUUCUACGCACGUUUUUUUUUGUGGUUUUGCUAUCUAGUUCCGAUAUAUAAAUAACAUGGUGUACAAACGUGUUAUUGUUGAAAGAGAAAAUUGCACAUUGUAGUGAAAUAAAUUUUGCCACUUCA
This is a messenger RNA of Daphnia pulex (common water flea), 2402 nucleotides long. RefSeq lists its product as uncharacterized. Gene Ontology annotation, biological process: positive regulation of centriole elongation; centrosome cycle; interkinetic nuclear migration. Lineage: Eukaryota; Metazoa; Arthropoda; Branchiopoda; Diplostraca; Daphniidae. Gene Ontology annotation, cellular component: centrosome; centriole. The record is from RefSeq and is a predicted model, not a curated record. Bases 592 to 2277 code for a protein of 561 amino acids. The transcript has 3 exons.